Microsporum canis CBS 113480 is the source of this 1245-nucleotide messenger RNA. RefSeq lists its product as hypothetical. Gene Ontology annotation, biological process: regulation of transcription by RNA polymerase II. Gene Ontology annotation, molecular function: DNA-binding transcription factor activity, RNA polymerase II-specific; RNA polymerase II transcription regulatory region sequence-specific DNA binding. The transcript is spliced from 2 exons. Gene Ontology annotation, cellular component: nucleus. Bases 1 to 1245 code for a protein of 414 amino acids. The record is from RefSeq and is a predicted model, not a curated record. Lineage: Eukaryota; Fungi; Ascomycota; Eurotiomycetes; Onygenales; Arthrodermataceae.
AUGGCCUCGGACACGGCCUACAAAACGCAUGUAUGCAAGGGAAAUACUAUAAUAUGCCCGGAAUGUCACCUAGGAUUUAGUGGUUGGCCUAGCCUUCGAUGGCAUAUUAGAUAUAAGCAUUCGGUGGAUGAGGAUGUUCAGAGCCAGGAGAUGACGAAGGUGGCUACCAAAGAAACGCCCCUGGAUGGAGAUUGGGUUGGCACCAGUAAUAUAUUAGGUCAUCACGCAUCUUCAGACCAUUUUUCCAGUGUUCAGGAUGGCCCCAGCGACGCUUCAGCCUGGACUACGACAGCACGGAACAUAGUCCGACCAGUUGUUGGGAACCUCCUUGACCUUGAUGAUGAUGAGAUGAAUGACGCAGGGGGCCAAACAAAGAUCGCAACUGAUAAUUUCAAAGCUUUCGUUAUACGUCGCCGCCCUGCUCAGGCUCUCCUAGAUACGAAACCAAGCCGGGCUCUACCAGAAAAAAGGGGAUCCCGGAGGUGCAGUACUUCGGAGUCUAUGUCAGCGAGUAGCCUGACUCAGUCAUCCGGGAGAGAACACUUGUGUAGUCCUGCUAGUUUAACGUCUACGCCGACAACAGGCCAUAGAAUCAUCUGUUUUCAGUGUGAAGCAGGCUUCGAUACAAUAAUUGGCCUCCAGCAUCAUCAGAUGAUGGAAGGUCACAAUUAUUGUAGUCUAUGUUGUGCCUAUUUCGCGGAUGAGAGGUUCCUGGAUAAACAUAUGAAGAUGGCACAUAAUUUCAGGUGUCCCACAUGUGAUAUAGCCCUCAGCAGCCCCAGUGAACUAUUGAGUCACCAGGAAGAGACAGAGCACAGUUUCUGCGGUACAUGCUGCUGCUACUUCCAAGCUGAAAGCAUCCAAAGGAAGCAUAACCGCAUGUAUCAUAUGCGUAUGUCGUGUCCAACCUGCCAGGAGGUGUUUCCAACUCAGCAAGAAUUGGAGCAACAUCAGCGAGCGACCCAACAUAGCUACUGUGGCCAGUGUGAUGAGGUCCUGGGUAGCCAGGCCAACUUCGAGGCGCAUGUGGCAACGUCACAUAUUCACAAGUGCACAGCAAGGGGGUGUCUCUUUGCGGCGGCAAAGCUGAAAAUCCUGAAAGAUCACCAGGAGCGGGAGAGACAUAAUUUCUGUUCGCCAUGCAAUCGUGCCUUUGCCGAUGCCCUUGCGCUUGCUAACCAUACCAAGUCUGAGAAACAUCUGAAGAGGGCACGUAUUGAGCAGGGCGAAGGUAGCCAGACAUAA